CUACAACCAUGACUACUCUCAACGCCUCUGAGCAUGCUAUAAAGUCGGUCACCAUCUAUCGCACGGCAGCAGAGGUCGUCCGACCUUUCGCCCUCGACCUCAAGGUGCGUUUACGAGGUAUCAUAGGCACAUUCUCUUGUCUUGACUACGCGCUGUACGUCGUGUAUCCUACGUAGGCGGGUACGAAUCGAGGGUGCGUCGCUCAGCUAUCCAGCAGUAUAGACAGCCAAUCGUUACGAGUGUCACAUCUGAGCGGUUC
This is a messenger RNA of Fomitopsis serialis, 259 nucleotides long. RefSeq lists its product as uncharacterized. The record is from RefSeq and is a predicted model, not a curated record. Bases 9 to 176 code for a protein of 55 amino acids. NCBI's taxonomy places the organism in Eukaryota, Fungi, Basidiomycota, Agaricomycetes, Polyporales, Fomitopsidaceae. The transcript has a single exon.